This is a messenger RNA of Cutaneotrichosporon oleaginosum, 930 nucleotides long. RefSeq lists its product as uncharacterized. Gene Ontology annotation, molecular function: nucleotide transmembrane transporter activity. Gene Ontology annotation, biological process: adenine nucleotide transport; transmembrane transport. The record is from RefSeq and is a predicted model, not a curated record. Lineage: Eukaryota; Fungi; Basidiomycota; Tremellomycetes; Trichosporonales; Trichosporonaceae.
AUGGCGGGCGGGCUCGCGGGUGCCGCGUCGCGCACCGCGGUCGCGCCGCUCGAGCGCCUCAAGAUCAUCCUGCAGGUGCAGGCGUCGAGCCCGGCCAGCGCCGCGGGCGGGCAGGCGUACGGCGCCAUCUGGCCCAGUCUCGUGCGCAUGUGGAAGGACGAGGGCUUCGCGGGGUUCAUGAAGGGCAACGGGAUCAACGUCGUGCGGAUCCUGCCGUACUCGGCGCUGCAGUUUACGUCGUAUGGAUACUUCAAGAGAUGGGCGCAGGAGUGGAGUGGGCCAGACGAACCGAUCGCCGUGCCGCUGCGCUUGGCGUCUGGCGCGGGAGCGGGUAUCGUCGCUGUGAGCGCGACAUAUCCGCUCGAUCUCGUGCGCGCGCGUCUGUCUAUCGCGACCGCCAACAUGGCCAGCAGCUCCAAGCACGGGUUUACGAGAGAAGACGCGAAGCUCGGCAUUGUCGGCAUGACGAAGAAGGUGUAUCGCACCGAGGGCGGGAUCCGGGGUCUCUACCGCGGCGUAUGGGCCACCGCCGUCGGCGUCGCGCCGUACGUCUCGCUCAACUUUUUCGGGUACGAGUCGACACUCAUCAUGCCUCCGGGCCUCGAAAUGGGCGACACAGAGUUCGCCGCGCGCAAGCUGUUGUGCGGCGGCCUGGCCGGCGCCAUCUCGCUCAUCUUCACACACCCGUUCGACGUGCUGCGCCGCAAGAUGCAGGUCUCGGGUUUGGGUGGGGAGAAGGGGUUGGGCGCGAUCGCGACGCUCCGCGAGAUGGUCGCGGAGGGCUUCUGGAAGGGGAUGUACCGCGGAUUGGUGCCCAACUUUGUCAAGAUUGUGCCGUCGAUGGCCGUGUCGUUCUACACGUUUGACACGGUGCACGACUUCUUGGCGAACUGGAUGAACGAGGAGGACGAAGAAGAUUACGAGGCGUAG